CUUUCCAUCACCCAGGUGUGUGUGAGUUUGAUAAGAACUCUGAUAAAAUCCCCGUCAUCUUUCCUCGGGGUUUUUUUUUUUUGCUUCAAGAACUUCAUUCAGAGUGUUUUCCUCGACUAAAGAUUGGCUAAUUGUGGAUAAUUCAGUAUUACUACGACGGGAUACGAGAGCACACCUGAUACACCUGGGGAUAUUUCAUUAAAAAAACAAAAAAAACAAAAAGAUGGAGGGUGAGAAGAAGCCGAUGCGGGUGCUGGUGACAGGCGGCAGCGGCCUGGUAGGGAAAGCCAUAGAGCAUGUGGUGAAGCAGAAAGGAGCGAGUGAAGGAGAGGAGUGGAUCUUCCUCAGCUCAAAAGAUGCAGACCUGACGGCCUGUUUUCAGCAGCAUGGACGCCGUUACACAGCUGUCAUUCCCACAAACAUUUUUGGCCCACAUGACAACUUCAGCAUCGAGGACGGUCAUGUUUUACCUGCACUCGUCCACAAGACCUACAAGGCAAAGAGGGACGGAACAGCUCUGGAGGUUUGGGGUAGUGGUCAAGGACUACGUCAGUUCAUCUUCUCUGUAGAUCUGGCUCGUCUUUGUGUGUGGGUGCUGAGAGAAUACAACGAAAUCGAGCCCAUCAUUCUCUCAGUUGGAGAAGAGGAAGAGAUGUCCAUUAAAGAUGUCGUUGAUGUGAUUGUGAAAGCUUUCGGCUUCACAGGACCUGUGAUUUAUGACACAAGCAAAUCUGAUGGUCAGCUGAAGAAAACGGCGAGUAACACUAAGCUGAGACGCUACCUUCCUAAUUUUGCCUUCACUCCAUUCUAUACAGCCGUGAAGGAGACGUGUGAUUGGUUUGCUGCUAACUACGACAGCGCUCGCAAAUGACCGUUCUGCUCGAGCCGGAGAAUGACAUGCUUUCUACUCUUCAUCGGUACAUGGUGUUAAACCUGCUGUGAACUAUCUUCUGUCAAAGUUUUAUUCUUAACAAUCAAGAAAAAAAUUCCAUCUGAUCUCAGGAUAUCUGUUUACAAAUCUGUUUUAAUCAACAUGCUGUGCCUUUUUAAUCUGAUGACAAUAAUAGGAAAAUAAAAUUCACCUUUGGUUUGCA
Pangasianodon hypophthalmus (striped catfish) is the source of this 1094-nucleotide messenger RNA. RefSeq names its product GDP-L-fucose synthase. The record is from RefSeq and is a predicted model, not a curated record. The transcript has 7 exons. Gene Ontology annotation, molecular function: GDP-L-fucose synthase activity. Lineage: Eukaryota; Metazoa; Chordata; Actinopteri; Siluriformes; Pangasiidae. Bases 224 to 871 code for a protein of 215 amino acids.